UAACAUCGAAAAUGACAUGAAAAUGGUAAGAAGUAAGGAAUUCACAAUUUCUCAAGGCGGUUUGUUACAGAAUACAAAGAUAUAGAGAUAAUAAAUUUUUAAUUAGAAAGAAUAGAUAUAUAAGAACUUGAAGAUGAAUAUUUAAUAGAAUUCGUUAGAGCGGAAAGCAAUAUGCCAUUAAAAACGAAUUCCAAAUUACCAGAUGUUCCAAUAUCAUUUUCUUUAAUUAUAAUCACUGCAUUAUCUCUGUGUUUUAUUAAUAGCUAUAAUGGUGAAUUUGUAUUUGAUGAUUCUGAAGCCAUUGUACAUAAUGAAGAUGUACAAACCAGUCCUUUGAUGGAUAUAUUUAAAAAUGAUUUUUGGGGUACAAGACUGACAUAUAAGCAAAGCCAUAAGUCGUAUAGACCACUUACAAUCUUAUCUUUCAGAUUACAUUUUUGGCUUCGUGAAAGAUUGAUAGCUCAAGAUUAUCACAUAGUGAAUAUAAUACUUCAUACCAUUGUUUCCAUAUUAAUGUUACCAGUAUUUAAUAUACUUAUAGACUCAAAAGAAAGGAGUACUACGUUUUAUGCUACCGCAUUGUUCGCUGUCCAUCCAGUACAUACAGAAGCUGUUUCAGGCAUUGUAGGUAGAGCAGAAUUAUUGUGUGCUCUAUUUAUGUGGAUAUCCAUUAUAUUUUAUUACUAUUCAAUCUAUGCGAGGAGACUAUUAUACAAAUGGCUCAGUAUGUGUGGUUGUAUCACAUCUGUUGCAAUUGCAAUGCUGUGCAAAGAAACAGGAAUUACUGCAGUGGGAAUUUGUUGCAUAUAUGACAUUAUAGUAGUGAACAAGCUAUAUCCAUUUCAAAUAAUCUUGUUCGUUACAUCAAGACCUUCGUGUGAGCAACUAAAGAAUUUUAUUAAGCAAAAACAAAAAUUACUAAUCAGGCUCUUUAUACUUUUUGUGUCUGGUUUGAUACUUAUAAUUUCAAGAUUUUGUAUAAUGGAGUUUAAAGCUCCAAUCUUUCAACCUGUGGAUAACCCAGCAUCAUUCAUGCACAAUAUAUUUUUACGAAUAUUAAAUUACAAUUAUAUUUACUGUUUGAACAUAUGGCUAUUGAUAUGUCCUGAGUGGCUGUGCUUUGAUUGGUCAAUGGGUUGUAUACCCUUAAUUAAUUUUAAUGAUAAAAGAAUACUUCUUGUUCUUCUGUUCUGGUUAAUAGUUGGUGCAAUGUUGGUAUAUAUAUUUAAUUCUUAUGAAGAUACAUUUUUAAGAUACUCGAUUAUGGGAGUGGCAAUGCUCGUUAUUCCAUUUUUGCCAGCCAGCAAUAUCUUUUUUAAUGUUGGUUUCGUUUUGGCAGAGAGAACUCUAUACAUUCCCUCUGCUGGUUACUGCCUUUUAGUUGUUAUAGGAUUACAGAAACUUUAUAACCGUGUCCCUGUGCAAUAUUUGCUAUUAACAUAUGUAGCUUUAAUUUCGUUGUUUUUUGUGAAAUCGUGGAUAAGAAGUGACCAAUGGAAAACUGAAACUACCUUAUUCCGAUCAGCAUUACAUGUUUGUCCAUUAAAUGCAAAAGUACACUAUAAUAUUGCGAAAAAUGCGGCUGAUGCCGGAAACUCUACAUUAGCGCAAUACGAAUACGAGGAAGCUCUGAGACUAAAUCCCACGUAUGCUCAAGCUAUGAACAACCUCGGAAAUUUGCUCAAAGAUCAAGGAAGGUAUUUAGAAGCAGAGACAUUAUUUAAGCGAGCUAUUAAGUUACAGGAGGACUUUGCCACAGCAUGGAUGAAUUUAGGCAUUGUUUUAUCGGCAUUAAAACGAUACGAAGAGUCGGAAAAGAGUUACUUGACUGCUUUGACUUAUAGAAGCAAAUAUCCUGAUUGUUUUUAUAAUUUGGGUGUGCUGUAUUUGGAGCAGAAAAAUUAUGAUAAAGCAUUGAAAGCCUGGGAAUCUGCUACGAAACAAAGAAAUACGCACAGAAGAGCAUGGACCAAUAUGGUAUUACUUCUUGAUGAUUUAGGUAUGCGUGAAGAUGCUCUAAAAAUAGCAAAUCAAGCUUUACGAUAUAUACCGGAUGACGCAUCUAUUCAUUUCAAUAUCGCAAAUAUAUUGGGGAAAGCAGGAAAUUUUGUGGAAGCGGAAGCGUAUUUUAAGAAUGCAAUAUCAAGGAAUCCUAAAGAUGCUAUAUUUUAUACGAAUUUGGGUGUACUGUAUCAUAGAUGGAAUAAACUCAAUGAAGCAGAAGAUAUGUAUAAGAAAGCAUUAGAAUUCAAACCAGAAUUGAAUAGUGCAAAGGAGAAUUUGAGAAAGCUAUAUUCUCUGAAAACGUUAAUAAAAUAAUUUAUUUUUUGUUGCAAACA
Bombus terrestris (buff-tailed bumblebee) is the source of this 2339-nucleotide messenger RNA. RefSeq names its product protein O-mannosyl-transferase TMTC4. Gene Ontology annotation, cellular component: endoplasmic reticulum. Gene Ontology annotation, molecular function: mannosyltransferase activity; protein binding. NCBI's taxonomy places the organism in Eukaryota, Metazoa, Arthropoda, Insecta, Hymenoptera, Apidae. The coding region runs from base 172 to 2319 and encodes 715 amino acids. The record is from RefSeq and is a predicted model, not a curated record. The transcript has 9 exons. Gene Ontology annotation, biological process: protein O-linked glycosylation via mannose; endoplasmic reticulum unfolded protein response.